This is a messenger RNA of Tricharina praecox, 1583 nucleotides long. RefSeq lists its product as uncharacterized. NCBI's taxonomy places the organism in Eukaryota, Fungi, Ascomycota, Pezizomycetes, Pezizales, Pyronemataceae. The transcript has 2 exons. Bases 109 to 1509 code for a protein of 466 amino acids. The record is from RefSeq and is a predicted model, not a curated record.
AUUUGGCCCCCGCGCGUCCCCCCGCACGCGCAAUCAACAAAACCCGACGCAAACAUUGCACCCCCUCACCAACCGCAAUUCCCGUGCUCCUCCUCACGCUUCACCCAGAUGCAUACACAUGACCCCCUCUCACCCCUCCCGCGACCCUUCACGGUGAUCAUCCUCGGCAGCAACCUCUCGUCGCUAUCACUGGCCCUGUCUUUAACCCGUAAAAACAUCGCGUUCACUCUUCUCGCCCGCUCACCGGGGCCCUUGCCCAUCGCCGACGACGACACCCCGGUAGUUCUGCACCCGCACGCCGUCGCGAUCCUUACGCAGCUAGGAGUCUGGGGCGCCUUACAAGCGCGACACACCCCGCUGUCGGGUGGAUGGUGGAGCGCCGUCGAGAACUCUCUCGGCUGCCCGUUUACUCUCCUCCCGCGCCGCCACCUGCUCGAAACACUCUUCGCGCUGCUCCCCGCCCCGUCAAUACAUGCCGACACGAAGGCGGUCGAUAUACGCGCCGACGCGCAGGGCGUCACCGUCAUUACCGCGGGCAUGGAAAUGUUCUGUGGCGAUAUCGUGGUCGACACCGAGGGCCUCGCGGCGGCGUUCCCGGUGCAGAGAGGCGAGUUUACGUGGAUUACGGGGGAUACGCCGGUGGAUGAUGCGGAUCCGAUGGAGGCCGAGGGGAAGCCAGGGAUGACGGUCAAAUCGUGGCAGGGCGGGGUGGAAGUGGCGAUAAGGAUGGAAGGGAGAAGUUACUGGUGGUCGUUGCUGCGCGGGGCGUCGGGUCAGGACGUUUCAUCACAUCUCCGUCUCGAUGCCGAUAGCACGCUGUCUACGCUCUGGCUCACACGCGCCUCCUCGCCCAAGAUCUCAGAGGUCGAAAUCGGCAUCUCCCCGCCGGGCCACUGGUAUAGCGCGCGUACCCUGCAGCUCGCCGAUGGGCUGUACAAGCUUGCACCAGCGGCCCUCCUUACCGCAUCGCUGGAGCUGGAGGGGGUGGCGGCACUUACGAACGCGAUUGUCGCGGCAGGUGAGGAUUACACUUUGGCUUUCAGCACGUUCGAGAAGGCGAUGAGGCCGCGCGCCGAGAUGUGUGCGUGGGUUUCUACACUUGCUACGCGUGUGGCGGUAAGGAGGGCGUGGUGGCAUGGUGUGCUGGCGAGGAGGCUGCCGGUGUGGGUCUAUUGUGAACUGGCUAUACGGUCUAUACUAUUGGAUAGCUCGGAAUUUCCCGUGCGGGGGAAAUUCAUCAGGGCUAGACGGGUUGGAGGGGUGGCGGGGAGAGUAGGUGAUAUAGGGCUGAGAACGAAGAGGGUACUUCAGAUGGAGGAGGUCAUGGCGGCGGUGCGGUGUGCGGUAACUGAUAUCGAAAGUAAGCCACUGGCAAGGUGGGGCGUAAGGUUAAUUGGUGGCGUGGCCAUGGUGAUGCUAGGGAUGCGCUGGGUGAAACGUGUGGAUUUUGGGUGGCUACUCGGGAGGGCAGUGGCUAUGUCGGUGGUGGCCGGAAGGAGGAGGUAUUAAGUGGAUACGUCGUGGAGGAUUACGAAUCAUAGGAUACAAAUGAAAGCGUACAAACCCUCAGGUCCCCAAACGCC